Anneissia japonica is the source of this 584-nucleotide messenger RNA. RefSeq lists its product as uncharacterized. The annotation marks the transcript as partial. The transcript has a single exon. The record is from RefSeq and is a predicted model, not a curated record. NCBI's taxonomy places the organism in Eukaryota, Metazoa, Echinodermata, Crinoidea, Comatulida, Comatulidae.
AUGUGUGAAGCCCGAAAUCAGUCGCCGCUGCUCAGUGAGCUAAGGCAGUACAGAAUAAAGUAUGUAGACAUUCCACAUGAUGAGCAAACUCGAGCCAAAGCAAUCGUGCAAAAUAUCAAGCUAAAAUUUCAACAAUACAACAGUGGAUCACCAUACAAUUUUAGACAAAUCUUCCAUCAGGGGAGCUCAUAUGAGGGGUUGAAGGUGAUAAAGGCAGAUGAGUUCGACCUUUUGGUUCCUCUUAACUUAAACAACCAUGACUGGAUAAUCGCUACUUCAAGUCAACAGGGAACCUCAGGUUAUUAUAUGAUCACAAAGCAGCACGGAUCAGCUGUUACAACGUGUGAUAAUUUUACCGAGCAAGGUGGAUUAAUUCCAGCAAAAGUACGACAGAACAUGCAGUCGGUGGUCCAAAGAGCCGUCAACAGCAUGAGCGGUAGAAAUUUUAGUAUCAACCUCAGACCUACUGGCCCUGCCAUCACUCUACAUGUCGUCUACGAUCACGGCAAAGAAUCGUUCAUCGAUAUUGUUCCUUGUUUGCAGCUGAACGGUCGAAGUUUUGUCGCCAAAAGCCCUCCUAAUUC